This is a messenger RNA of Meyerozyma guilliermondii ATCC 6260, 1917 nucleotides long. It is a transcript of the gene LIG1, whose product is annotated as tRNA ligase. Bases 1 to 1917 code for a protein of 638 amino acids. Lineage: Eukaryota; Fungi; Ascomycota; Pichiomycetes; Serinales; Debaryomycetaceae. Gene Ontology annotation, cellular component: nuclear inner membrane. Gene Ontology annotation, biological process: tRNA splicing, via endonucleolytic cleavage and ligation. The record is from RefSeq and is a predicted model, not a curated record. The transcript has a single exon. Gene Ontology annotation, molecular function: ATP binding; RNA ligase (ATP) activity.
AUGAAAGAUUUAGGGUCGCUUUUAUACAAGCUCAAUGUGACCGCUGUGGCCGAGUUGUGUGACGAUGACUUUGAAGAGCACGUUCUUGAGUAUACCAAGGACAAAUCAGGGCUUUAUUUGCAUGGACUCAAUUUUAACACUAUCCAAUUCAAGUCGUACCCAAUGGAUAAAGUGGAUGCAUUUGCACGGGAAUGGGGGUUUAUUCCAACAGCAUACUUUAUAAAGAACGACUUUGACUCGUUGUGGGACUUUCUCAACAAAGCAGCGGAAACAGGGACUUAUGAAGGACAAGAAGUGGAAGGAUUUGUGAUUCGAUGUCGAGAAAACGGCAAUGACUUCUUCUUCAAGUACAAAUUUGAAGAACCCUAUCUUCUCUACCGUCAGUUCCGUGAGACUACCAGAGCCCUCAUGCGUGGAGAACCCAUACCUGAGAUUGUUGCAAAGCAAAAAAAACACAACUACAUCAUUGGCAAGUACCUUGAUUUUACCGAGGCUCUUUUUGAGAAAGAACCGGUUUUGAUGGAUCAGUUUAAUGAUAACCACAGUAUCAUCAAGGUCAGAAAGUUGUUCAUGGAAAAGUUUGGUUUGAGUACCAACAACGGGAUGGAGUUGUUGAGCUACGAUAAACUUGAUGAACAAAUGAAAACCUUAUCUGUUGGAGAGGUGGUGUACAAGUAUGUCAUAGUCCCAAUAUCGACUAUUGGAUGUGGUAAAACCACUACGUUUUCCACUUUAACAGGCAUUUUCCCCGAAUGGGGCCAUGUUCAGAACGACGAUAUUAGCAAGUCGAGCAAGCAAAAACUCGUGGAUAGAACCUUGGCGAUGCUCAGACACCGUGACGUUGUUUUCAGCGACAGAAACAAUCACCAAUUUAGAGAAAGAGCCCAGCUUUUCAAACAGACGAAUCAAGUUCGAUCCAAGUAUUUGCCGGCAAAUGUUGUGAUAAAGUUUGUGGCUGCAAAUUUUGUGCCGAACGAUCUCAGUGAGGAAGAAUUGUGGAAUGUCACCUACAAAAGAGUGGCAUUACGGGGCGAUAACCACCAGUCCAUAAAGUUUAGUGAAGAUAGAAAACUUGCAGAGAGUGUCAUGGAGGGGUUUGUUCGUCGGUUUCAGCCAUUGAAUGUUGAAAGAGAGCCAGAUUCGAAUUUUGACCAUGUUAUCAAUUUGAGUCUUGGGAAAGAUUCAUCGUUGCAAAAUGCGAAAAAGAUAUUGAGUGAAUUAAGAAUAAUCACUGGUAUGGAAAUUAAACUGGUAGCAGACACCGAGUUCCAAGAGUCAUUCGAAAAAGCAUUGGGGUACACACCAUCGUUUACCAAGACAUUUAGUAAACCGAAACCGGAGGCUGAGGCACCCAAAAAAAAAGAAAAAAAAGUCACCUACUACGGCAUUAAAGUAUCCCAUCCCAAAGACUUGGUAAACACUGUGAAUGGUUCACUGACGUCUGAGCUAUGGGAGCUGUUGAAAACAGAAAAUCUCGUCCAAAAAGAGUUUCAUGUCACUCUUGCGCAUACUGCUUCGGCGUCCACCGAGGAAGGUCAAAAGGUAUGGAAUGGCAUUGCGGGGCUUUUCGGCUCUCCACAGCCUAAAAACAAGAAGCAGAAGCAAGUUUUGGUCGAUUUUUACUGCGAUAUCCAGCUUCAAAAACUCAUCUUUUGGAACAAACAUCUUGUAUGUAUCGAAGUGGGAGUCCCCAAAUUUUACGAUUCCGAGUUCAACUCAAUUGACCACCCACCGCUCAAGCAGACCCUCCACAUAACAUUGGGAACCGCUGGGCCCGAAAUCAAGCCGGUUUUGUCAAACAAGGUACUUGAAGAAUUAGCAGCCAAUCCAGCAUUAACAGAACUAGAUGGUGAAGAGGUUAGCACCCAACCCAUCGAGGGACUGCUCGAGAAACAGAGGUGUUUUUGUUUCUACUAG